AUGUGCCGUUGUCUUCGGGAGCACCAUGACAGCAGGAUGACCUCUGCGGAGACAGCGGCGGCGGCCGCCGGCAGUCCUCGGGGGACUGGGUCCCCCGCGGGGCCCCCUGACACCCCCGAGGCCCCCGGGCGGCCCGGCCGGGCCCGGGUGGCCACGGCAGCCCUGGUGUGGCUGCUGGCGGGGGCCGGCAUGUCCAGCCUCAACAAGUGGAUCUUCACGGUGCACGGCUUCGGGCGGCCCCUGCUACUGUCGGCCCUGCACAUGCUGGCGGCGGCGCUGGCGUGCCACCGGGGGGCCCGGCGCCCCAUGCCCAGCGGCACCCACUGCCAGGUGCUGCUGCUCAGCCUGACCUUCGGCACCUCCAUGGCCUGCGGCAACCUGGGCCUGAGCGCGGUGCCCCUGGACCUGGCCCAGCUGGCCACCACCACCACGCCCCUCAUCACGCUGGCCCUGUCGGCGCUGCUGCUGGGCCGGCGGCACCACCCGCUGCAGUUCGCCGCCAUGGGCCCGCUCUGCCUGGGGGCCGCCUGCAGCCUGGCUGGGGAGCUCCGGGCGCCCCCCGCGGGCUGCGGCUUCCUGCUGGCCGCCACCUGCCUCCGCGGCCUCAAGUCCAUCCAGCAGAGUGCCCUGCUGCAGGAGGAGCGGCUGGACGCGGUGACCCUGCUCUAUGCCACCUCGCUGCCCAGCUUCUGCCUGCUGGCCGGCGCCGCCCUGGUGCUGGAGGCCGGCGUGGCCCUGUCGCCCGCGCCCGCCGACUCCCGCCUCUGGGCCUGCAUCCUGCUCAGCUGUCUCCUGUCCGUGCUUUACAACCUGGCCAGCUUCUCUCUGCUGGCCCUCACCUCCGCCCUCACCGUCCACGUCCUGGGCAACCUCACCGUCGUGGGCAACCUCGUGCUGUCCCGGCUCCUGUUCGGCAGCCACCUCAGCGCCCUCAGCUACGUGGGCAUCGCGCUCACCCUCACGGGGAUGUUCCUGUACCACAACUGCGAGGUCGUGGCCUCCUGGGCUGCCCGCUGGGGCGUCUGGCGGAGGGGGCAGCCUGGCAAGGGUCGUUGA
Pipistrellus nathusii (Nathusius's pipistrelle) is the source of this 1056-nucleotide messenger RNA. The record is from the annotation of a GenBank genome assembly. NCBI's taxonomy places the organism in Eukaryota, Metazoa, Chordata, Mammalia, Chiroptera, Vespertilionidae.